ACUUUGCCUUCACAGGCAGCUUCAUCAUCACUCUCUAAAAGUAGCUCCUCUCUUUCAUUCAAUCCCUACAGAAGAUAUUUAAGUUUUUUGCAAAAUGGGAGGAAGUGCAAUUGAUGACGAUUGGGAGUUUGCGGCUCCUUCGAGCGACGUUCGUACUGUAGUUUUGGUUGGAAGAACUGGUAAUGGCAAGAGUGCGACUGGCAAUAGCAUACUCGGCAAAAAAACAUUCAAUUCGAUGUCUAGCUCGGCUGGUGUCACAAGUACUUGUGAGAUGCAGAAGACUGUUCUAGAAGAUGGCAAGAUUCUUAAUGUGAUCGACACUCCUGGUUUGUUUGACUUUUCUGCCGAACCUGAAUUUAUCGGAAAGGAGAUUGUGAAAUGCAUAAAUAUGGCAAAAGAUGGCAUCCAUGCUGUUAUUGUGGUCCUAUCAGUUAGAUCUCGUUUUUCGCGAGAAGAGGAAGCUGCUAUUGAGAGCUUGCGUAAAUUCUUUGGUAGUAAAAUCAGUGACUAUAUGAUUCUGGUUUUUACUGGCGGUGAUGACUUGGAAGAAAAUGACGAGACUCUCGAUCAUUAUUUGGGUCGUGAUUGCCCUGAGCCUUUGAAGGAAACACUCGAAAUGUGUGGGAAUAGAUGUGUUUUGUUUGAUAACAGGACACGGGAUCAACUUAAGAAACGUGAACAACUGAAGGAACUACUUUCUCUGGUGAAUGACGUUGUAGAGAAUAAUGGUGGGAAACCAUAUAUAGACGAGGUCUUUAUCGAACUGAAGGAGGGAGCAGUGAAACUGCGUAAUCAAACUAUCGAAAUUAAUUCCUUGGAGGGAUAUUCGAGUGAGGAGAUAUCUAAAUUUAAGGAGGACUUUUAUAAAUCGUACGAAGAGCAGCUUAAGAGAAUAACUGAGAUGGUUGAAACGAAGCUGAGAGAGACGACUCAUAGGCUUGAGCAACAAUUGGCAGAGGAGCAGAAAGCUAGACUGAAGGCAGAGGUAUUUGCAAGAGAUGCUCAAAUGAAAUCGAACGAUGAAAUACGCCAGCUGAGGGAGCAUCUCGAGAGAGCUGAGAGAGAGACUGAGAAGCUUCGUAAGCAAGCUGAAAGUGGCAAAUGUGCUAUUUUGUAAUUAGUUACGCUUUCUUAUGUAUAGUGUUUUCGUUCGAACAAACCUUUCCUUUUUCGGACUCACCGUGUUGAAGUACUGCUUGUGGUUUUGUUGACUGUUGUUAACAAAUGCAUUAUGUUUAUGACAUUUUGCUUUUGGUUGAACC
Molecule: messenger RNA, 1262 nt
Organism: Erythranthe guttata (spotted monkey flower)
Lineage: Eukaryota; Viridiplantae; Streptophyta; Magnoliopsida; Lamiales; Phrymaceae
Product: immune-associated nucleotide-binding protein 9
Molecular function (GO): GTP binding
Source: RefSeq, a predicted model, not a curated record